Messenger RNA from Oryza brachyantha (malo sina), 439 nucleotides. RefSeq names its product EG45-like domain containing protein. Gene Ontology annotation, biological process: systemic acquired resistance. The record is from RefSeq and is a predicted model, not a curated record. Gene Ontology annotation, cellular component: apoplast; cell wall. The transcript is spliced from 3 exons. The coding region runs from base 1 to 396 and encodes 131 amino acids. Lineage: Eukaryota; Viridiplantae; Streptophyta; Magnoliopsida; Poales; Poaceae.
AUGGCGCCUAAGAUUGGUUCCGUUGUUAUGGCGAUUAUUGUAAGCCUUGCCAUGGUCUCGCUGGUCGCCGGGAGUUCUGGGACUGCGACUUUCUAUACGCCUCCUUACACACCGUCGGCGUGCACGGGGUUCCAGCAGGAAGGGACGAUGAUCGCGGCGGCGAGCGACGCGUUCUGGAACGGCGGCGCGGCGUGCGGGAAGAUGCUGGCGGUGACCUGCGUCGGCGCGACGAACCAGGGGGUGCCGCAGCCGUGCACCGGCCGGAGCGUCACCGUCAAGAUCGUCGACUACUGCCCGGCGGGCUGCCGGGGCACCAUCGACCUCUCGCAGGAGGCCUUCGCCGCCAUCGCCAACCCCGACGCCGGCAAGAUCCUCAUCGAAUACCACGAGGUCUAGUUGAAGCGGAUUUGCAGGGUCAGUAGCAAUAAGAUGGAUGUAG